UUUUCCUCACUAUCCUCUGGCAGCCUCAAUCGCAAUCACCUGAUCACCUGUCAAAACAAUCAUCUCUCACACUAAACUUUCUAGCCGCUCUUCUUGGUGUUUUUGAGGGAAAAUGCCAUCAAAAAAGAACGCAAUGUGGAAAAUAACCUGCUGGGUGUGCAAGCAAUCGGUGGAGCAGAGCAACACUGCUUUGGCCAGCGAAGUGCACCCCUUUCGAAUUGAUAUUUGGGCGAACACCCACUGUCGACACGAGCGGGAACUUGGAAAUGUCGACUACCAGAGAAUCUGCCAAUCUUGCAUUAGAAAAUCCCUGUAAAUAUCAGAAUAUUUUGCUAAUUUUUCUAACUUUACCAGAAUUUUCAGGUCUCUUGGGUAUUUUGAUUUCAAAAGUGAAAUUCCGCAACCAGUCGCAAGAAGCAUGAUUAGCGAUGCUGUUAACUCAAGGCUUGAUGGCGUCUUGGACGGAAUCACUGGCGCCACAAUGGUAACACCGAGGAUUACCUGGCUAAGUGUCAGUGAUCUGAUGAAAUACGGAUCUGUUGGCCUGAAGGAGAGCGGUGCCUGGUUGAUGGAGUUUCGGCUGCCGCACCGUAACGUCAACUUCUGCCACCUGUGCUUCAGCAACAAGCUUAGAAGACACCCUUCCCCUAUUAUGUUAGAACGCAUUGAACCUGAGCUGGUUGGAGGGUUUUGCUGCGCAACAAUCCUGAGAUUCCUCGUUCGUCGCGCGACCUCUGUUUGGUGCAUUUAUCGAUUUGGAGCUGCUGGUUGGCGUUAUAACUUCAGAGAAGCUUUAGUGGGAACUGCUUCUCUUGUGGCAGGCUACGCUUGUGGCUCGCUUUUUGACAGAUUGACCCCUAGCAUUGUUGAUGAAUUCAUCUCGCCUCCAUACAGUUCAUCCAAAAUUAUCGCAGGAGCAUGUUACAUCGUGUGCAACAAUGUCGCCUCAGCUUUGGUUGGAGGAAUGGCAGGGAUGUGGAUGAGGAUCUGGCUGAAUCAAAAUGAAAAAAGAUUGAGGGCUCCACUUGGUUUUCUAACUCUUUAGGCAAGUUGCAAAUAAUAUAAACAAAAUAUUUCUUCUAUCUCUUUUGCACCAUCGUUCGCAGGCAAGUUCCCUUCCUUAUUCCUAUAUGACGUAAUCAAAAUUCAAACACGAUUCUUUUUACAGUUUCAUCGAAAGAGAAACGCAUCGCGGAAGAUCAGAAAAUUAAGAAAACCUUAAGGGACGACUGCCUAUUUAGAGUAAAAUCGUUGCGAUUAGAUAGCCUGAAAUAGAUACGUACAAUGAUUUUUUUAUCAUUCAAAUUCAAGACGAAACUGUCAAUUCAACUGCUAAAGAAGCGCGGGGAUUCAGGGUGUAAAUAAGGAAAAGAAGAAAUCACAUUACUAAAACCAUCGCACUCUCUUAUAAUUGAAUUUGUCAGUCUAA
Molecule: messenger RNA, 1429 nt
Organism: Cloeon dipterum
Lineage: Eukaryota; Metazoa; Arthropoda; Insecta; Ephemeroptera; Baetidae
Exons: 5
Coding region: 419-1045 (208 amino acids)
Source: RefSeq, a predicted model, not a curated record